AUGAAACCAGUACUCAUUCUAAUAAAUAUUAAGCUAAUUAUCGUUUUGACGACAACCUCUGAACUCGUUGAUAAAGCUGUCUCUAUUGCCAAUGAGGUUUAUGAACCUGAUCUCUUAACUAUAGUUGCCUGGUGGAAUAAUGAUCACGAACAUGCUAAUAAAUUUUUACUUAAAUACCUUGGAGCAGUUGCAACAAUAAAAUUACAACAACCUCAUGAAGGGCAUAGAAAAACAUUUAAAUUCCAACAAGCAGUCGUCUUCGCGAGUAAUCCACCAGAAUUCGAUGACUUUUUUUCACUAGCAAGUAACAUAACGUUGGAAGCGAUACUGGUAAUUUUAGUAAUCGUGGAUAAAAGUUCUGCAGUUGACUUAAUUGAUUAUAGUAAAAUAGCAUUGCAGAGAAGCGUUCAGGACAUUGCAAUUGUUAGCUUGAAAUUCGAUGGUACAGUACUGGUAUCUUCUAUAAAUCCUUACGGAAGUAGUGUCUGUGGGGAUUACACACCAAGAGAAGUGACUAUACCACAGUCAAUUAUAUUUAAAGAGAACAAAUAUAAUAAUUUCCACGGCUGUCCUGUAAGAGUUAGUAUCUUUGAGUUCCUGCCGUAUGUUCAACUGAUAAAAGAAAAUAACCAAGUGAUAACUGUUGCUGGUAUUGAUGGUAAUUUUGCGAAUUUAAUCAUCACAACUCUUAAUGCUACUAUGACAAUAGUAUCAGAUGAUGGCGAAGCUGGGGAAUAUGUUGAUGGAGAGCCACAAGAUUAUUUUGCCUCACAAUACUGGAACAUGACGUGUAAGAUGGAAGUGUUUUCCACAAUCGUCUUUUUAUUUAUGAUAACACAAUUCACAAAGUCAUCUGAGCUCAUAGAAAAAGCUGCCUCUAUUGCCAACGAUAUUUAUCAACCUCAUCUCCCAACUAAUGUCGCCUGGUGGAAUAAUGAACACGAACAUGUAAAUGAAUUUUUACUCAAAUACCUUGGUGCUGUUACAGUGUUAAGAGUAAAAAAUUGUAGAGAGUCAUGUCUUGAGUUAUUUAAAGUGAAACAAACAGUACUCUUUGCGGACAAUCCAAAAGAAUUUCAAAAUUUUCUGUCCAUUUCAAAUAACUAUACUUUCGAAGCAAUAUUGGUUAUUUUAGUCAUAAAUGAGAAUCCUGGGUCUGACGUCAAGGAAUAUACUAAAAUUGCGUCAAAAAAAGACGUCGAGGACAUUUUAAUAGUAAGUUUGAAUUUUGAUGACACAAUAGCAGUAUCCACGGUUAUUCCUUAUGGGAGUGGUAUUUGUGGAGAUUAUACACCGAGAGAAAUAACGACUAGUGAAAGAAAUUACUUUAAACAAAACAAAUUCAAAAAUUUCUAUGGCUGUCCUAUCAGAGUCACCGCACUUGAAUUAGUGCCGUACGUUAAAGUUACAAAAGAAAAUGAUACAGUGAUAAAUCUAAAUGGUUUAGAUGCUGAUUUUGUUAAAUUAGUUAUUGAAAGUCUUAAUGCAACUUUGAAAAUCGUAUCGGCUUCUGAUCAUGGUGACCUGGGUUACUACAUAAACGGAACGGCGACUGGAAAGUUUGGUGACCUAUACUACAAUGUUGCUGAUAUGGUAGUUCCUGCAUUAAUAUUAACUACCAGGAGAUAUCCUGCUGCACAGGUGACUUAUGUUCACCGACCUACUCGCAUUAUAUUGUGCUUACCAAAACAGGAAGAAAUUUAUAAAUUGGUUAAAGUACUCCUUCCUUUCUACAAUUGGUUGACUCCAAUGGUUAUUGCAGUAGCCACAUGUAUUUAUUUGACUAUAAAAUUUGUGAAGAUCUUUGGACAAAGGGGUUAUAAGGUACCACGAAGAACAGCAUUUGGAAUAUUCUCCUUAUUUUUUGGUCAGUUUUAUAACGUUAAUUCAAAAUACUGGUAUAUUAAUACAAUGCUAAUUUUAUGGGUUUGGUUUUGUAUGGUUUUCCGCAUUUCAUAUGAGGGCAGACUCGUUGAAGGAUUACAUCACGUUAUCUUAGAGCCGCCGGUAGAAACAAUUGAUGAAGCUAUAAAUGUUGUUAAAGAGGCACGCAUACAUCCAACGUUUAUGGAAUUUUAUAGAAAUACAUCAGUAGAAAAGAAACUGGUUGAUAUAACUGUACCAGAGCUUGAAACAACGUUUUUUGCUAUUGCAUCUGGUGAGAAAUAUCUGCUUGCUAUUGACAUGGAACAAGCUAGAGUUUAUAAAAAAACAGUUCAAAUUUUGGAGAAGCAAAUUGUAGAUAUACCCGCAAAUAUUUAUUUGCGCCCCCGUUGGCCAGCUGCAAAGUUGGCAAUUAAAGAAUUCAAAUAG
Molecule: messenger RNA, 2313 nt
Organism: Danaus chrysippus (African queen)
Lineage: Eukaryota; Metazoa; Arthropoda; Insecta; Lepidoptera; Nymphalidae
Source: the annotation of a GenBank genome assembly